AUGGGAUUCUUAGCUGCCCUUAUAUACAAGCUUUGCUCGCUCCGUGUCGUCUUCUUUUGUCAACCCUUCCUGCGCUCACCAAAACCCAUUUCAUCCCGGCUGUUGCCACUUGAAAAUGGGUUUUCUUCCCCGCCGACCCAGAAUGGCAAACUCGUUGACACUUACAGUAGCUUCCAGCUUCGCCUCUCGCAAGAAACCGCUCUCGACAAUCACUAUCUCAAACCCAUCCCGCCGAAACGACGAACCUGGCGAGCCAUCGAUUGGAUCUCCUACUGGAUCUCGGACCAGUUCGCGCCUGCAACAUGGCAUCUCGGAGCCUCCAUGGCAGCUACCGGUGUCACCGCCCGAGCUGCGAUCCCUGCCGUCUUUCUCGGCUUUCUCUGCGUCGGCUUCGUCAUGUGGGCCGCGAGAGUAAUUGGCGCUACCUACCACAUCGCUUUCCCUGUUAUCAUUCGUGCUCCUUGGGGCAUCUACCUUUUUCCGGUGGCAGCGAGAGCUUUUUUGGCACUCAUGUGGCUCAGCAUCCUCACAGUCACGGGUGGGCAUCUCACGAAGCAGCUGUUGAUCUGCCUCUCGCCAAGGUUUGCGAACAUACCGAACCAUCUACCUGACGGUGCGAACAUCACCUCUAGUGGGCUUCUGUGCUUCUUCAUGUUUUGGCUGGUCCAAACCGCAAUCACCAUGAUUCCGGUAGACAAGCUCAAAUGGCUCUUCCGCUUCAAGGCGGACAUCUGUCCAACGGCUUUGAUUGCUAUAGGGGUAUUUAGACUUUACAGAACACAUGGCGGAGGACAAUUGGUAAGGGGCCCAGUAACGGCGGGUGCUUGGUCCAUCAUUGUCGGCUUGAACGCGGCGACGACGAUCUACUGCACCGUUGCGGUUAAUAUUGCGGAUUUCACUCGAUUCUGCAAAUCUGUCAAACCGACGUGGCAGCAAGUCUUACUGCUGCCCAUCACAGGUACUAUUCCAUGUGCCUGUGGGUUCUUCGUCGCAGACUAUGCGCUAACGCUUCACGGCGAAGCUGCCUGGGAUCCAGCCAAGCUGAUAGGGCUUUGGGAGAGUCGAGCAUGGACGUUGUGCGGUGCGCUCGUGUUCCUCAUCGCCACUAUCGGCGUCAACAUUUCCGCCAAUGCAAUCUCCUUCGCCACCGACGCCAUGGCCGUAUGCUCUGCAUAUAUCGACAUUCACCGAGGCUGCUUGAUUGCUGGUAUCCUCGCUGUGUUCAUCACACCCUGGAACCUGGUCAACUCUGCUCAAGGCUUCCUCAAUUUCCUAGGCGCCUAUGGUUGCUGGUUGGGUCCGAUCUCCGGCAUCUCCCUGGUCGACUACUAUCUUCUUGGACGACAAAUCCUCGACGUACAACAGCUGUACAAGCAUCCGCACGGUAUCUUCAGCUACGGAAAGUGGGGGAUCCACCCGAGAGCGUACAUUGCUUUUGCAACAGCCUUUUUUCCAAACUUGCCCGGAUUCAUGAAUGCUAUCAAUCCGAGCAUUAGCUUGGUUGUUCCCAUCUACAGCUUCAACUGGUACUUUGGCUUCGCGGUAGCCUCUGUGGUGUACGGUUUGCUGUGCAAACACGUUUGGCCAUUGCCGAAAGAGUCGCUGCUCGACCCGUGUACGCGGACGAAGCUUACUUCUGGCAUGACUACGAGAGGGAUGUGA
Molecule: messenger RNA, 1662 nt
Organism: Mycosarcoma maydis (corn smut)
Lineage: Eukaryota; Fungi; Basidiomycota; Ustilaginomycetes; Ustilaginales
Exons: 1
Coding region: 1-1662 (553 amino acids)
Biological process (GO): nucleobase transport; transmembrane transport
Cellular component (GO): plasma membrane
Molecular function (GO): nucleobase transmembrane transporter activity
Source: RefSeq, a predicted model, not a curated record